Messenger RNA from Pelmatolapia mariae (spotted tilapia), 4232 nucleotides. RefSeq names its product thyroid hormone receptor associated protein 3a (gene thrap3a). Gene Ontology annotation, cellular component: mediator complex; exon-exon junction complex. Gene Ontology annotation, biological process: mRNA processing; positive regulation of transcription by RNA polymerase II. The record is from RefSeq and is a predicted model, not a curated record. Gene Ontology annotation, molecular function: DNA binding; transcription coregulator activity; mRNA binding. The transcript is spliced from 11 exons. Lineage: Eukaryota; Metazoa; Chordata; Actinopteri; Cichliformes; Cichlidae. The coding region runs from base 242 to 3085 and encodes 947 amino acids.
AAGGCGGAAGGAAAUAUGAACCUCUGAGCAGCACGGAGCUGUCACACACCCUCCCUCUAAACACCGCAGACACACACACACUCACACACACAUACACACCGUCGGGUACAAUAGAAGAGACGAGUUCGCCAAGGAGUAAAAGUCUGCACUCAUUUCUACUAUAUUUUACCAGGGUUCCUGAAUGUGACGCGACAACACUGAAAUAUAACGCCGACCCGCUAGAGGUAGGCUGAGUGCAGUGAUGUCCAGAUCCACAAAAUCAGCCUCGAGAUCUCGGAGCCGCUCGAGGUCCAGGUCAAGAUCCCGUUCCACCUCCCGCUCCAGGAGUCGCUCCAGGUCUCGGUCCAGGAAGCACCGUUAUAGCUCUAGAUCUCGGUCUCGGUCAAGGUCAAGAUCAAGAUCAAGAUCAAGAUCUUAUUCUCCAUCCUAUAACCGGGAGAAGAAAUAUCCGCGAGGGUACCAGAACAACCGGGACUUCCGGGGCUAUCACCGCGGCUUCCGUAGGCCUUAUAACUUCAGGGGUCGAGGACGGGGCUACUUCCCACGUGGACGCUACCAACGAGGUGGACGUGGCUACAAUAACAACAACUAUCAUCAGAACUGGAAGAAUUUCAGGCAGCAUCCUCAAAAACAGCAACAAAAUCAUCAGAAACAACAACAGCAACAGCAUUGGCAACAUCAACAGCAUCAAAACCAUUCACAAGGACGCUCUCAGAAACACUGUGGGACCUCCCCUCAUGGUCAAUCUCACCAGUCCGACAAAUCCUGUUCUCCUUUAUCCAGACACUCGCAGCAUUCUUCUGCCUCAUCACACUCCUCCUCUCCUAAAUGCAGGCCGGCCUCGCUGCUCGCUAACCAAACCUCAAAAGAUUUGAAAGAUGAGCAGCUGGCUUCCAAGGACAUUCAAAAGGGAGGAGAGGGAGAGGAUGAGUCAGGGGAGCGUGUUGAGUUAUUGGCAGGAGAUGAUAUAGAAGGUGCUGGCGGUGGGAAAACUGAGGGGAACUGGAAAGGCCUGACAAACUACAGCAGCAGUCCAAAGAAAAACAGUCCGCUGGCAGGCUCUGCUGCUACUGUUGGUCAGAGCAGCCAAACGGCUAACCAGUCUAGCCCCACUAAAAACACAGGCAUCACACCCAAUGGCACCCCCACCUGGCAGAUGGUGUGUGGUUCAUCCUCGACUAAAAAACCUUCAAAUGAAGGUCUAAAUCAAAUCCUUUCCAGCUUUGACAUCUCCAAAGAAGACUGCCUGGAUAGAGAUAAAACAGCAAUCUCCAUUGCAUUCAGGAAGUUUUGGGAGGAAGCUAAAGCUAAAGCUAAAUCUGCUUCAGAAAAUGUCAGGAACGCAGAAGCAAACUGUAUGGAUAUGGAACAAGAGAAAGUAAAUGGCAAAGCUUCUGUAGUUGUCUCUGAUUCUGUAUCAAGAAAAUACAAAGAGGAUAAUGAUGCUGGAGUGUCUCUGAACAGCUUUUUCAAAGCCUCACCAUUUCUGUCUGCUGAUGGGGAAGAAGAGGAUCAGAUGAUCAUUAAGCCUCAAUUUAAAUCACUUCCAAAAAAUUGGAAUAAUGGAGAAGUGUCCUGUAAGCCAAAGACCAAGGUCGCUCCAUCAGCCCGAGAACAGUUUGAAGAGUGCUUUGCGAAAUGGCAGAAGUUUGCUAAUAGUGACAAAGAUGCCACGGCAGAGGAGCUUUAUCUCAGUGGAAAGCAGGAUAAAACAGCAGCCAUUGCCGCUGCCAAAAGGGAGUUAACGGGAAAAUUCAAAGAACUGUCCCCAGACUUGAUUUGUAAAGCCAGGAAGACGGCAGCAUCUCCAUCUAUCCCAUCUCCUACACCACCAUUGCGGAGGAACUCUGACAGAGACACGUUUGAGGUCAGAGUAGAGGACCCGCCUGUCAUGUCCUCAAGAAAACAGGAAGCAAAAUUUAAUGUCAGAAUGGAUUUCCUUGGAGAUAGCCUGAUAAGUUCUUCAGAUAUUUUAGCUGAAGAGCGACAGUUGUCUCAGGACCUUGUGCAGUCCUCUAAAAAGGAUCAGGAAUUUCGCUCCAUCUUUCAGCAUGUAAAGGCUGCACAGUUACAAAGAAGUCCCUCUGAGCUGUUUGCUCAGCACAUUGUCACCAUUGUUCACCACAUCAAAGCUCAGCACUUUCCAUCUUCUGGCAUGACUCUAAAUGAGCGAUUCACCUUGUACCAAAGACAAGCUGCAGAGAAGGAAAUGAUGAAGCCAAGAAAAAGUCCAGAGAUACACAGGCGAAUCGAUGUUUCACCAAGUGCUUUUAAGAAACACCCUCAACUUUUUGAGGCGAUGAAAAGCUCAGAGGAUGGCACUUACAAGGAUGGAGGGGAAAAAAUCAAGGGUGACCCAAUGGACCUUCGCUUGGAUAUUGAACGCCGUAAAAAAUAUUCGACCCAUGAAAGAUAUUAUAACGAGGAUCAGGGAAGAGAUGUGGGAGAUUCCCCAGAUUCUAGCAGAGAGAGAUCUGUGGAAAACUUCCAUAAAUACCACAAGAAAUCAAAGAAAAGCAAGAAGAAGAAGAAACGUUCUCGCUCCACUUCAUCCUCAUCUUCCUCAUCCUCCAAAUCUAACAAAGAUGAAGGUUUACCCCAAGAGAAACCUGAUUCAAAAAAUGGAGACUUUAAUAAAAACCGACUGGGCCAAAGGGAAUCAUCAGGUUCAGCUGAAAGUGGACAUCCACAUGGAGGAUUUCAAGUAAGAAUACGUGGAAGGAGCUGGAGCAAAGGGAACUAUCAGGGUAACAUUUCACACAGUAAUCCUGUAAGCAUGGUUGUACACCAAAAAAGUGAAGACUGGAACCCAGAAUAUACUCCCAAGAGCAAAAAAUAUUACUUGCACGAUGACAGAGAUGAAGAGUCAGAAUGCAAGUGGACAGACAAUCGAGGUCGAGGGAGGGGAAGUUUAACUCGUGGAAGAGCGAGGUUCCUUAUCCGCAAAGCCACUGGGGGCCCCAAUAUCAUCUAUCCAAAAUGGGGCCUCGAUAAAUUCCAGAUCAAUGAUGAGCAAGGUGGCAUGCAGAGAGAAGAGACAGAACAGGACCAUAAAAGGGCAGAAGUUGAUGGAGAGAACAUCUGAGCAGCAAAGGAAUCUGCAGAAAAUCUUAUCAUUUGUGUUCUCACAAGAUCUGACUGAGUGAUUUUAUCCAAUGGAUCAAUAAAUGCAGAUUAAAUGUUUUAAGAUAUUCCUAUGAAACAUAUUACUUUAAUUUCACUUCUUCAGACUUGACACAACCAUUUCCUACAUCAAGACUAGUAAAAGCGCUGUUUAAGAGUGAAAUGCAGUUUCUUGUCAAGUUUAAAUUUUUAUGCUUUUGCUUUAUUUUGGUAAAUUAAAAUCUCUUUCAUGCAGCAUUAUAUUAAUAUUUACACUUUUUUGGUUAGGAUGGUUAGAAAAUUAACACAAAAAAGAACUGCACAUUUUUGAUCAAAUCAGCUAGGCAACAAGAUAAAUUAUUGUACUGCAAAUAUAUUAAAAUCUAAUUUAAUUUGCAAACAGUGACUAUAUGUUAUGUUUUCAUGAGCUAUGUCUCAGCAAUAAGUAUGUUGUUGGUGAUGACAUAAAACACCACAGUCCAGCCAAUUUGGCAGAAAUAACACUGAUCUGACAAUGGGACCAAACUGCACAGGGUCAUAGAUUGUGCCCUGCAGUCUGUCAUUAUACAGCAUACAACCAUUUUACAGCACUAGCUAAAAGCCUUUUAACAAGCUUGUGAAACAUUUUACUAUCCGAAUAGUAGCUUUAGCUUGUUUUUGGAUACCACUUUAGUGUAUAAUAUUGAUAGUGAUUUUCUUUCUGCAAAGACUUUAAUUUUGGUUUUUGUACUUGGCUACGCAGGAUUCUGACUUCGAUUGUAACAGAGAAUUUGUUUUUACUGCUAUAGAUUGUAUUGUCAUUUUUAUGUUUGCAAGAUUUUAUUUAACCAAACAGGUUUUAGCAGUGAUGCUAACUGUGUGCAACUGUCAACGCAAUGAGAGAAGUAGUUAAAAAUUUUAGUCUAGAGUCUAUCCAAGUUUGUAAAACAAAACAAGAAUGUUUAUUCUGUGCAUAUCGAUGUUAUUUGUUUCUAGGCUCAUUUAUGCAAGUGCAAGUAUACCUUGCUGUGGGUGCACUGGUCUUACUUGCGUAUAUUAUAGGCCUACAGAUUGAAAUUUUAAGGUUGACUUCUUAGGGAAUAUUGCAUAUUUUAAAUAGUUGUGGUCACUGUUUUUUUUUUUUUCUUAGA